Messenger RNA from Paramisgurnus dabryanus, 1163 nucleotides. Its product is annotated as olfactory receptor 1M1-like. The record is from RefSeq and is a predicted model, not a curated record. Lineage: Eukaryota; Metazoa; Chordata; Actinopteri; Cypriniformes; Cobitidae. Gene Ontology annotation, cellular component: plasma membrane. Gene Ontology annotation, molecular function: G protein-coupled receptor activity; olfactory receptor activity. Gene Ontology annotation, biological process: G protein-coupled receptor signaling pathway.
AUGAAUGCCAAUGAUACCAGUUUGUUCAAUAUGAAUGUCUCAAUUGUGCGUCCUGAAUACUUUUUCAUCGCUGGACUUACGGGUGUACCAUAUAGCCACUAUUAUUAUAUUUUCUUAUUUUGCACUUACAUUAUUGCUGUAAUUGGGAACUGUACAGUUCUUCUCAUUAUAGCCUUUGACAGGAGUCUGCACAGCCCAAAGUACAUUGGUGUGUUUAAUUUGGCUUUGGCUGACUUUGGUGAAACUAAUGCUUUGAUUCCUAACAUGAUGAGGACGUUUGUUUUUGAGUCACAGUACAUCUCCUACAAUGCUUGUUUGGCAAACAUGUUUUUUGUUUUCUUUUUUAGUACAACACAAUGUUCCACACUUGUUGUUUUGGCAUAUGAUCGGUUUGUUGCAAUUUGCCUACCACUCAGAUAUCAUGCUAUUCUUAAUAAUACUGUCAUGUCUUUAAUAUGUUCAGCAGUAUGGGCAUUUAAUGCAUUUCUGAUGGCCGUGACUAUGUAUUUUAUCAGCCGACUUUCAUUGUGUAAAUCUAAUGUAAUACAAAGUUUUUUUUGUGAUCAUGGACCAGUGUUUAGGUUGGCAUGUAAUGACAAUAGCAUAAAUCUUUUUAUAGGACAACUUAACACAGGUUUAUACCUUAUAGCACCAUUGAUUCUUAUCUUGCUAUCAUAUCUAGGCAUUUUUCUUGCCUUGAGUAAAAUCACAACUUGGGAAGGACGUUUAAAAGCUUUGAAGACCUGUGUUUCUCACCUGCUGUUGGUGGCAUCACUAUUUCUUCCCAUUAUUUGCAUUUAUCUUUUGGCAUUAACAACUUAUCUCUCCCCCAAUGCAAGAAUCAUCAGCGUAUCUCUUGCAUAUGCAACUCCGCCAAUGUUAAAUCCCAUUAUUUAUGUUUUAAACACAGCUGAAAUAAAGGUUUUAAUUCAAAAAGUGUUUAAAAACAGAGUUCGAUCAUUAACGAUAAACCAGUCCGAGGUCGGGGUAGGCAUAGAACAAUCAUGAACUGUAAUCCAAUCCAAAGUCAGGGGCAGCUGACAAACAACAGUAAUCCAAAAGACAGUCUGAAAUAACACCAGGAAAGCAAACACGAGAAAAUACCAGGAAAACAAUCAGUAACGUUGUGGGGCAAACAAGACUUCGCAAAGUCAGUGUGUUAG